UUCCGGGCUGUCGGUGCAUUCCAGAGCGAGCUGCGUUCGUCGAGGGAGGGAAAGAAGCAGCGCCGCCGCCACCACCAACCACCACCAUCGCCGCCAUUCCUUGGGAUUGAUGCAGGACGAAUAUAGGUGUCCACACUCCAGCCACCAUGAGCUUAUCUGCCAUUGGGAUAAUUAGUGCCCUCAAUGAAUGUGUCACUUUGUUUCAGUGGGCCAAAUCUGCCAUUUCAUCUUUGCACUCCCGAUGGAGUGGCUCACAGGAGCAAAAUCUUCAGGAUCGUGUAUUGCAGUUGGAGAGUGGCCUGCAAUGUCUCAGGGAUACUCUUCCUGCAAUGUACAGCCUCAUUAAUAAAGCAGAGUGGAGAAGCCACAACGACGGUGUGGCUAGUCUCCUUCCUAAUCUCAAGGAUGCAGUGUCUGAGGCCGAGGACCUUCUUGAUGAAUUCAGAUGGUAUGAGAAGAAGGUGCAAGUGGAGGGCAAUGCAAGCCAAUUUCCUUUCAUUGACUUCUUUGCUACUGUCAUCCAAGGCAGCUUCAACAAACUGAAUGAUGUCCAGUUGAGGUUGAACCAUCUUUCGAGACAGAUUGACACUAUGGUGCUUCAUGGAGUUACACAUCGCUUUGACAAAUUAGUCAGGCCAGAGACCACUUCUUUGCCAAAUGAAACAAAAAUAUUUGGUCGUGACAAGGAGCUGAAGCAGGUAUUGGGUUUUCUCAAUGUACCUGCAAAUUCAAAACGCAGGAGAGCAACUAGUUCAGUCAAUGCAUCAACCAGCGCACCAGUGAGCAACCAAGUUAGUACUGAAUCAAGGAUAUAUAGUCUUCCUGUUUUGCCAAUAGUUGGAAUUGGUGGUGUUGGAAAAACUACUUUGGCCCAACAUAUAUGCAAUCAUCAACGAGUGAAGUCUCACUUUGAGCUGAUAAUUUGGAUUUGCGUCUCCGAUGACUUUGACGUGAAGAGGUUAAUUAAAGAAGUUAUACAAUCUUGUACUGGAAAGGUGGUAACAAUUGAUAAUUUGGAUUUUCUUCAGCGUGCUCUCUCUAACCUUGUGACCAAUAAAAGGUUAUUGGUAGUCCUUGAUGACAUGUGGGAUGACGCCUUGAAGGAAAAUGAGCAGUGUUGGAAGAGGUUUAUUGCACCUUUUAGAAGUGUCCAAGAGGGUAGUGCGAUGUUGGUCACCACUAGAUGUCCAAAGGUUACCGAGGGGGUGCGCACAAUGGAGCCCGUCAUAUUAGAAGGUCUAAAGGAUGACGUCUUCUGGAAUUUCUUCAAGUCAUGCAUAUUUGGAUCUGAGAAUUCUGACAAUGAUCCUGAAUUAGAGCAUAUUGGCAGAAGUAUACUUCCUAAAUUGAAGGGUUCUCCAUUGGCCGCCAAAACUCUAGGACGGAUGUUAAGUAUGGACCUUCAAGCAUCACAUUGGAAUUUUAUACUUGAGAGUGAAUUAUGGGAGUUGAGACAAGAGCAGACUGACAUUUUGCCUGCACUUCGGUUGAGCUACAUGUAUUUACCAUUCUAUUUGAAGCAAUGCUUUGCAUUCUGCGCUGUGUACCCCAAAGAUUACAGAUUUGAGAAGGCAUGCUUAGCUGAAAUUUGGGCAGCAGAAGGCUUUGUGGAACCUCAAGGUGGUGUUCCAAUUCAAAAUAUUGGCUGUCAGUAUUUUGAAGACCUUGUUGCAAGGUCCUUCUUUCAAAAGGUUAAUGGUGGAUAUGUAAUCCAUGAUUUGCUGCAUGACAUGGCACAAAUGGUUUCAGAGCACCAUUGCUUCAUCUUAAGAAAUAAGAGUGACUUUGAUAAAAUUCCCCAGAAUGUUCGUCAUCUGUAUGUACUCUCUGGCAGUGAAUUUGACGAUUCCGACUUGUUGAGACUAUGCAAGUAUACGAAGUUGCGUACCUUAAUUUGCAAGAAGAGUUUAGGGAGAAAAGCAAGCUUUGUAAUGGACCACUGGUGUACUAAACUUCCGCGCAUGCGUGUGAUUUCUUGUGCCUCUGUAGAUGAGUUACCAGAUAGUAUUGGCAACUGGAAGCAUCUUCGGUACCUUGAAAUCUGCAGAGCUGGUCUUCUCAUGAAAAGGCUUCCUUCAACUUUGUGUUGGCUAUAUCAUCUGCAGAUUUUAUAUGCCAAGAAAUGCAAGCUAGAAAACUUGCCCGAUGACUUUGGUAAGUUGACUAGUUUGCAGAAAUUCGAAUCAGAUGGAUUAACAUAUUAUGCUGGGGAUCAAAUGACUUUUGAUCUAGAAAAAUGUGAGGAGGGAAAACGUAUAAGUUUAAUAAAGAAACUUAAUCAGUUUCGUGGACACUUGAAGAUAGCUAAUGGUGGCAUGCUAAGUAAGGAUCAGGCAGCAGAAGCUGAACUAAAGAAUAAGAAAUAUCUUGAUGAGUUGACACUCAAUAUGAAUUCACAGAGGUCUCAAACCAUCCAGGAGAAUGUGAUAGAAGUGCUUGAAGUUCUGCAACCUCCUAUCAGUCUCAAGUCUCUGUUACUCCAGAAUUAUGCUGGUGUCUCACUCCCAAGCUGGCUUUUGCCACAAAAUUUGCCAAGCUUAAAAUCACUUACUUUUGCAGGUUGUUUUGAACUCAAGAGCAUAUCAUCUCCCAUGAUCUCACAGGGCAUAAACUUAAAUGAGAUACCUGCAGUUGGUAUUUUCCUCUCCCUGGCAGAUGUAACCAUUGAUGGGUGCAGGAAUAUAUCAAGCCUCGAACAGUUUCUAUGCUCAGAUUAUGUGCCAGCCAUCAAGAAAAUAAGAAUUGAACAUUGUGAGAUGUUAGCAUCAGUACCUACCGAAAAGUUUGGAGAAUUUCAUUUCCUUGAAGAACUAGUCAUGUGUCAUUGUCCAAACAUCCGGCUCCAAAGAUUGGUGUCGCCGUCCCUUCAGAAGCUACAUCUCUGGCGUGCUGGUCUCUUUUGCAAUAUUGACUGCUGCUCCCUCACCUACUUUGAUUUAUCAUGCGAGUCUGUCACGUCCAUCAACCUGCAAACAUGGAGUCUUCCAGCUCUGCAAGAGUUGCACGUUGCGUGCAAAAAUCUUACAUCUAUUGGAGACUCCCCUAUUUUUUCCAUUUCUACAGGCACCAGCACCACUAGAGCAUUCUCGUUCCUUAAUGUUAUAUCAUUUUGGAUGUGUCAGAAAUUGUCAGCCCUUGAUGACUUCCUAACACAAGAAUAUGUACCUGCUGUUGAGAAAAUUGAAAUCAAAUGUUGUAGGGAAUUAAUGUCCCUGCCAGGUGAAAAUUUUGGGAGUUUUCCCUAUCUGAAACAUUUGGUGGUUAUUGAGUGUCCAAGUCUCAAGUGGCAAAGGGGAUUCACGUUGCCAUCAUCUCUCCAAAGGCUCAACUUGGCGCAAUGUGGGGAUAUCUCUCCAUACGUUCCCAGCUGCCUACUGAACCUUACAUCCCUCGUAUCACUAAGGAUGAUUGUGUGCCAGGGUAUAACAUCCAUUCCAGGCGACAUUUGGCGCAGUAAUCUUACAUCACUUGAGGAAUUGAGGAUUUCGGAUUGUCCAGACCUAGUUUCAUUUGGUGGAGCAAAGGCAGUAGCAAUGAUAAAGAAGGUAUUGAUAUGCCGGUGUCCAAACUUAAGGGGAGUAAAGGAGAUCAAUAGAGAAGAGCACUAAGGAACUGAACCCCAUAGCCGCAUUACCUGGAAGUUGGAAGACCCGAAGACAACCAGACAGUGCGCGCUUCAUCUCGCCGUCUCCAUCUCUCCGCCCGCGCCUGCUUCUCGCUUGUUGCAGUUUUAACCAAUUAUUAUUUCUCAUAUUUCUGCUGAUAACUAUCGGUUCCCAGUUUGGACAGUCAUAAUCUGUUGUAACUUGUGAAAACGACAGAGCGGCCGUGCAUCUCUAAGACACAUCGCACCUGUUGCAUUUUUGUGUU
This is a messenger RNA of Triticum dicoccoides, 3870 nucleotides long. Its product is annotated as disease resistance protein RGA2-like. The transcript is spliced from 3 exons. Lineage: Eukaryota; Viridiplantae; Streptophyta; Magnoliopsida; Poales; Poaceae. The coding region runs from base 147 to 3608 and encodes 1153 amino acids. The record is from RefSeq and is a predicted model, not a curated record. Gene Ontology annotation, molecular function: ADP binding.